Molecule: messenger RNA, 525 nt
Organism: Macrobrachium nipponense
Lineage: Eukaryota; Metazoa; Arthropoda; Malacostraca; Decapoda; Palaemonidae
Product: chromatin remodeling regulator CECR2-like
Exons: 5
Coding region: 1-525 (174 amino acids)
Biological process (GO): single fertilization; chromatin remodeling
Cellular component (GO): CERF complex
Molecular function (GO): protein binding
Source: RefSeq, a predicted model, not a curated record
AUGACAUUCCGUAUUCCUGCCAGAGUUAAUGGAAAAGAAUUAUCAUUGAAAUUGUUUAUUCUUUUGACAGGUGUACAGUGGGCGGAAAACAAAUAUCAUGCUUCAGUGGCUUUCUCGUUGAAUUCAGCAGCAGUUGUUUCUGAACCAGCUGUUAAUACUGUCAAUUCUGUCACAUCCCCACCAACUAAGAAGAAAGUUAAAAGUGCGCACAUGGUUUUGCAAACUGAAGAUGACCUACGCACAGGAAUGUACAAAGUAUUAGAACAUUUACGUGAUCAUGAAGAUGCUUGGCCAUUCCAUGACCCAGUUGAAGAAGAAUAUGCACCAAACUAUUAUGCUGUUAUUAGAAGACCCAUGCACAUAACUAGGAUGGAAGAGCGUUUAGAUGGCGGUUACUAUACAAACCUUGCAAUGUUUGAAGGAGACUUCAAGCUUAUGAUGGACAAUUGCAAGCUCUAUAAUGGACCUGAAAGUGGUGAGUAUAUGGCUAAAGCUAUUUUAACUGAUAAAGUGAAUGUAGGAUAA